Messenger RNA from Trichogramma pretiosum, 1244 nucleotides. Its product is annotated as SUZ domain-containing protein 1. The record is from RefSeq and is a predicted model, not a curated record. The transcript has 4 exons. Lineage: Eukaryota; Metazoa; Arthropoda; Insecta; Hymenoptera; Trichogrammatidae. Bases 339 to 824 code for a protein of 161 amino acids.
UUUUCAUCAUUCACUGCUACAAGACACAAAUGCGAUAUUUAAGUAUAGGUAAAUGUAUCUAAUCACUACGGUAUUAUUGUAAGUGAGGCAAUAGACGUGUAACUGAAAGAGUGACUGUCAUCGUAUAUACCAAAGAGCGAAUAGCAAGAUCUGAAAGUUUGAGACUUGACUUGCUCGUUCAGGGACAAACGAAGACUGUUCAAGCGUGUUGCAGAAAGUGUCGUAUCCUAAUACUUUUUUACUUGUGUCUUCGGAUUCAAUUCGAAAAAAAAACAUUCUCUAACGACAGGUCGCUUAUCAUCAAAAAGACUUCUGCAAGUUUAAACAAAGUGAGUUUCAUGAUGUCAUCUGUUGACGAUGUCUUUGAAAGUUGGGAAGAAAUGGAAGAAUCUGGGGUACUAGAUAAAAAACUUCAAGUAAUGAAUCUAAAUCCUGUCAAUGGGCUUGAGGAUAGAAGCCAUAAUAGUUCGGACUCAAAAAUUAUCAUCUCCGGAAAUGAUUCUGGGAGAGUUCAGUCUCAGUUCCCUUCAAAGACUAUUGUCAAAAUACUGAAGAGACCUGAAAGAAAUCCACAAGAUGAUGUCUCACCAAUAAAUGGUGAUAAACCAAAGCAACCAAUCAAGUCUUUGAAACAGAGAGAACAAGAAUAUGCAGAAGCAAGAAAACGAAUAUUAGGUGAAGAAAAAAGCCCAGAAGAAAAUGCUUCAGCAGAUAUUAAUAGGAUUCAAGCAAAAGCAUUAGUACAGAAUAAUUAUAGUAAUCCUAAUGUCAUGAGAACGCCAACAGGACCAGAUGGAACUAAAGGCUUUCAUGUGCGCCGGUAGCAUGUACCAAGUUUUUCAAUUGCAAUACACAUAAAACUUUUUUCUUAACAAUGAAAAAUUAAGAAAAAGGAUAGCUAUGAAGUCCUAAACAUUUUUUACUUAGGACACAAGCUUUGGAUAAUCUAAAGCUUGUCACUUCUUGGUUGAAGUGAUAUGACAAAUGCUUCCCAUGGAAAAUCUAUAUGGGGUAGGCAUAAAAAUGACAAUAUCUCCACACAGUAUAAGAGUUGAAGCUCCCAUGACUGUAUUGCUGCUAUUUGUCAGAAUAAUUAUUGACAUUUAUUAUUACAAAUUUUCAGUGUAAAAAUGAAUUGAUUUUUAUUUUGAUUCAUUUUUAUAUCUGCUUGGUCUAUUUAAUUACUGUUACAUAUAAUUAUUUAAUAAUGAAGAAUAAAGAAAAAUAAGAAAUUAUGAAUUGAA